Messenger RNA from Cuscuta europaea, 1715 nucleotides. Lineage: Eukaryota; Viridiplantae; Streptophyta; Magnoliopsida; Solanales; Convolvulaceae. The record is from the annotation of a GenBank genome assembly.
GUAUUCUGUCACAAACAAGAAGUCUCUCCUUUCUCUCUCCCCAACUCCAUCAUUUAGAGUAAGCUAAGAAUCAGUUAUAUUUACAUUUACAUUUCUUGAUUGUAAUGAAUCAAAUCACCCCAAAUUGAAUUAUAUUGCCUACUCCAUUAUAUCAUCUAUCUACACUUCUUAAUUAAUUAUGACAUCGUUUGGAGAGCACCAUCACCACAGUGAUAAUCCAACGCCCCAAAAGCUUGAAGAAUUCCUCUCUCGCCUUGAAGAAGAACACGUCAAGAUCGAUGCUUUUAAACGUGAGCUUCCUCUAUGCAUGCAACUCCUCACCAAUGCUAUGGAGGCUUCAAGGCAACAGCUAGAAUCAUUGAGGGCAACCCAUGGGGCAAGAAGGCCUUUUCUUGAAGAAUUCAUUCCUCUCCGUAAUUCCAUCUCCGAUGGAACGGACCAAACCGAAGCAAACUCCGCCUCCGGUGACAAGGCGAAUUGGAUGACCACCGCACAACUAUGGAGUCAAGGAAAUAACAAUAACAAUAGCAACAACAAUAAUAACGAUAACGAUGAUCUUAAUAAUAGUAAUAACAGUGAAACUGAGAUAGGGUUUCAUGUUACUAGCCCAGGUAAUAAUAAGCUUCCUCCUAAUGGAGCUGGAGGAGGUUUUCUUCAAUUUUCAAGAAGCCCGGUUUUAGCCCUGGCUUCACCGGACAACCAAGAACUGGGAGAGGAGGAUCAAAAGAACAACUUGGAUAUUGCAAAUCUUGGCAGGUGUCUUAAUCGAAAUGCAAUCACGGUUGAGCAUGGGAAAGCGGCUGCCGGUGGCGGCAGUGCUACGGUUUCUCAGUCGUCGCAGGAUUCUCGGACGGCCGCCGCACAUAGAAAGGCCAGAAGAUGUUGGUCGCCUGACUUACACAGACGCUUUGUUAAUGCUCUACAGAUGUUGGGAGGUUCUCAAGUUGCAACCCCAAAGCAAAUCAGAGAACUCAUGAAAGUUGAUGGUUUGACUAACGAUGAAGUUAAAAGCCAUUUGCAGAAGUAUAGGCUGCACACAAGAAGGCCAAGCCCGACCCCACAAGCCACAGUCGCCUCAACCCCACAGCUAGUUGUCCUAGGAGGCAUAUGGGUCCCACCGGAGUACUCAACGGCGGCCACCACACGCGGUGACGCUCAAGCACCUGCCACCCUCUACGGCACCGCACAUCCCAAUUCCCAACACUUCUCUAUGGGUCAUGAAUUCUUUGCCGCUCCACCGCCGCCUCAUCACCUUCCGUUCCACCACCAGCAGUUCCACCUCUACAAGACGCCGCCGUCACUUUCACGGACACAACAUUCCCGCGAGUCUGAUGCUCGGAGAACCGGCGAUCAGUCGGAGAGCAUUGAGAUUGGAAAGUCGGAAAGCGGCAGCUGGAGAGCAGAUAGCGGAGUCGAAAAUGGCGGAGAGAGAAAAGGAAGGGUGUUAAAGGAGGAUGGAGAAGUCAGCAAUGGAAGAAGUGAUAUCACUCUCAAGUUCUAACAUUUCCUAAAUAUAUGAUUGACGUUUAGAUAUAAUUAAGAUUGAUAUUAAUUCACUUGAUUACUGAGAAUUAAUUAAUACUAGGCCAAUAAUUUAUUUGAGAAUUUGUUAAUUUUAAUUAGAUGUUAGUUUUCGAAUGUAUGUGUGCAAAUAUGGUUAAUAGGCCAUAAAUAAAGAAUUAAGAGUACUUUUUUGUUGCUUAUGACAUGACUAG